Messenger RNA from Penicillium soppii, 1560 nucleotides. Its product is annotated as protein translocase subunit TIM50. Gene Ontology annotation, molecular function: phosphoprotein phosphatase activity. Bases 1 to 1560 code for a protein of 519 amino acids. The record is from RefSeq and is a predicted model, not a curated record. Lineage: Eukaryota; Fungi; Ascomycota; Eurotiomycetes; Eurotiales; Aspergillaceae. The transcript has 3 exons.
AUGCUGAGUCGUGCAGUACUACCUCUGACGAGGCCAAACGUCCUCGCCUCUGCCGUCCGCCGAUCGGCCUUGUCGGCGCGGCCCUCACCCUACACUGCGUACAAGCUUUCCCCGGGUAUCCAGCAAAGAGCGAAGUCGACUAAAUCAAACAAGCCAAAAGAGACACCGAAGACUCCUGCUUCCCCUGAAAAGAAUGAGUUUGCUGCAGAGCAACCCGAGUUUGACACAAAAGCUGAGCCUAAGGCCACCGAGUCUUCCGGCACUCCUGAAACAGAAGAGUUUCCCCAGAAGCCUCUACCUGACCUGACACAAGGUAUCCCAUCGACUUUGGCCGCCGAACUAGAGGGUCGUAUGAAGAAGGGCCCAUUGAACCUCACAGAAGAUCCCACCCAGUCAGAACAAUACAGCGAGGAAGGCCGAGGAGGUGGCGAUAUCCCCAAGGGCGGAUAUGAGACAUCUCUCGACCGUCGCAAGGCUCGCAUGGCCAACUUCAUGUACGCCGGUAUGCUACUUGCUGGUGUUGCCGGAAUGGGCUACUUAGGCCGCAACUGGGAAACGGAGGAGGAAGAGCGAUCUCACACCGAGACCCCAUCUGGAUGGGGUCUUGGUCUCUGGUACAAUCGUACGAAGGCCCGUAUGAGUGACCUCACCAGCUACUACAAGGACCCUGCGUUCCCCAAGCUGCUUCCGGACGAGGACUCUGAGAUGCGUCAGCCUUACACCCUGGUGCUCAGUUUGGAGGAUCUCCUUGUUCACAGCGAGUGGAGCCGUGAGCACGGAUGGCGUGUUGCUAAGCGGCCUGGUGUCGAUUACUUCCUCCGCUACCUCAACCAGUACUACGAGCUUGUCCUCUUCACCAGCGUGCCUAGCAUGAUGGCCGAUCAGGUCCUUCGCAAACUUGAUCCUUACCGCAUCAUCCGCUGGCCCUUGUUCCGCGAGGCUACCCGCUACAAGGAUGGAGAGUACAUUAAGGACUUGGAAUACCUGAACCGUGAUCUGUCUAAGGUUAUCCUCAUCGACACCAAGGAAGAGCACGCUCGCCACCAACCCGAGAACGCCAUUAUUCUGGACAAGUGGACUGGUGACCCUAAGGAUAAGACGCUGGUCGCCCUCAUCCCCUUCCUCGAAUACCUCGCUGGCAUGGGUGUCGAGGAUGUGCGUACCGUGCUGAAGUCAUUUGACGGCACUCCCAUCCCCGCCGAAUUCGCCAAGCGCGAGAAGGCGAUGCGCGAGCGCUUCGAGAAGGAACUCGCAGAGGAGCAGAAGAAGAAGCCGUCGCGCGGCAUCGGCAACUUUGCCUCUGCUCUUGGCUUGAAGUCCAACACCACUCUGAACGGUGACCAGACACCCUCGGAGGGCUUGGCCCAAGGCAAGAUGCUUUGGGACCAGAUCCGCGAGCGUGGCCAGAAGAACUACGAGAUGGUUGAGUCUGAGAUCCGCGCGAACGGUGAGAAGUGGCUCGCUGAGAUGGCGGCCGAGGAGGAGAAGGCUCGUCAGGAGCAGAUGCAAAGUAUGAAAGGCUCUUUCACCGGCAUUUUUGGUGCUGGUGGCUCCAAGUAA